This is a messenger RNA of Stegostoma tigrinum, 3906 nucleotides long. It is a transcript of the gene nusap1, whose product is annotated as nucleolar and spindle associated protein 1. Gene Ontology annotation, cellular component: microtubule; mitotic spindle; nucleolus. The record is from RefSeq and is a predicted model, not a curated record. Gene Ontology annotation, molecular function: microtubule binding. NCBI's taxonomy places the organism in Eukaryota, Metazoa, Chordata, Chondrichthyes, Orectolobiformes, Stegostomatidae. The transcript has 11 exons. The coding region runs from base 161 to 1555 and encodes 464 amino acids. Gene Ontology annotation, biological process: mitotic chromosome condensation; mitotic cytokinesis; establishment of mitotic spindle localization.
UUCAAACUCAAGCGUUGGCGGUUGGUCGCGAGCGCGAACUGUGAGAGGCUAGUUUCCCUUCCCCCACCAAGAGCCGGAGUACGGGCCAUAGAGUAGAGAGACCAGAGCUCAGAAUUAGUGCUAGUGCGGAGACCUCUGGGCACGGCCUGAGCCCCAGGCCAUGGAGCUACACGAACUCCGGUACAGCGAGCUGCAGCGGCUGGCCAAGCAGCACGGCCUCAGGGCCAAUCUCAAGGCAGAUAAAUUACUGAAAAAAUUGCAAGAACGUUUCCAACAAGAGCAGAAGGAUGAUCCUACUUUGAAGGCUACUGUCGAAGAGAAUACAUGCAAUACAGUAAAUGUGGAAAAAUGGGAAGAUUCCAAUGUGACCAAACGACGGGGCAAAGAAAAGUUGCCAAAUGGCAAUCAAAAUGAAUCUGUUCACUUGCAAAUUUUUACAGCUUCUGAAAAAGAGCAGCCUUCAAUGGAGCCUUCUCCUCAUUUGGAAAAGAGCCAAAGCAUAGAAGGUUCUGGUGUCAAGAGGAGGCAAAGAAAACGACAUGCUGAAUUUGAGGAUUCUGCAGAAAAGGAUGAAAUUGCAAGAAAUGUGGCUGAUGACAGUGCUCCUGUCAACCAGUCCACACAUCAUUUAUCAAAUGAGACAGCAACUGAUGCAUCCAAAGGAACUACUGCUCAAUCGAAGACUGGCAAAAUUCCACGUUUUAUUCGAGCAACAGGGAAACCUGGUCUCAAAUCUCCUCCUGCAGGAGGGAAAACUGGACUAAAUCACAUGACUCCUGACUGGAAAAAGAUUCAUCAAGCUAGUUUCAACAAGAUGGAGUCGAUUGACCGGUACAUUGAACGAAAAAGGAAACGCUUUGAAACUUUUGGUAACCCUGUCAAACAGAAAUCAGAGAAUGAACCGAAAGAUAUGAAGAACAUGGCCAAUUUCUCUAGCCCAGAACGUCAGACAUCAAAAAAUAACCAAUUUUUAACGCCUGCCAACCAACGUCAAUCAACACGAAACUCUGCGACAGUCACCUUAGAUGAAAAAUCAGUCUUCAAACCAUCUGUGUACUCUGUCACCAAAAUGAAUGUCAGGUUUACCGAUGUGGCCAAGGAUAUUGAUAAACCAGGUAUGAAAACUCCAACCAGAAAGUUUAACCCAGGCAGUGAAGUGAAAAAAAUCAGACCAUCUGGACCGGAGAAACCUGUAGGCCAGAAGCAAACUUGCAGCAACACUAAUAACCCUGCUCAAACUACAGUUGUUACUCCCUACCAGUUCUCUGGCAAUACUACUCCUGGAACUAAAAAAAAGUUCGACUUGCAGGCAAGUUUGUCUCGCCCUCUUCGAUACAAGCCACACAAAGGGAAGCUGAAAAGUUGGGAAGAGAUGAAAGAGAACAAGAUGACUCAAAGUAAAACCCUGCAUAUGAGUGCUUGGUCUCAUAAAAAGGAUCCUAAGCAACCAAAAUUACAGACCAGGGAGAAUCGACGGGAAACGUUUUUAGAAGAACGGAAGGAAAGAAAGAACAAUGUGAUAGGAGCAAGACGCGGACUGGUCAUGAUGAAAUGAAUGAAGUCAUGAAUGAAACCAAUAUACUCUACUGUCUAUUCUGUUACUUUUUUAAAUGUGCGUUUGGUUGAAAUAAUCUCAUUUUAAACUCUAGCCUUUUUCUCUGUAUAUAGCACUUGAUUCAUGUGAUUUCAGUACUGAGACUGAAUAUAGAUUAUUGAGUUAAGUGAGGCAUCUCACUGUUAAAGUUUCAUGGUUUUCAGAUACCAUUUUGUUCUAUUUCCUGAUCAAUGAUAAUGUAAAGUUGCUUCAAAUGGUGGUUGGAUGGAGACAUGAUGAGAAAAACGAAUGAAUGUGCCUCACAAGUGACCCUGGUCUUGUGCAGUUUGCUUGUAAUGAAUGAAGGUAGCUGCACUUCACCUAGGUGUGUUUGACACUGGAGAGGUAAUUCCACCAGGGACUGACAUCCCUGACCUGUAUAAGCACUCAGCUUCAUUUGGGAGAAAUCUCAUCUAGUUUUACCUAAUUACCAGCUUUUUAAUAUUUGCUUUUUAUUUUGAGGAUCUUGAAAUGUCUCCAGUAGCAUUAACACCCUUUCAACUCGCAGAGCACUGAUUGAGGUUCUUCUCUGUUCAACCAAGAAGAAUGUCUUAUUCUUGUUUGAGUAUUUACCUCUGUCCGUCUUAGUUUCAAACUUUGUCUUGUCUUGCUCCAGAGAGCCUGAUUUUUAGUGCCAUUUCUUUAAAAUUCAUUGUUUAUAAUGUGCAAAAAAGGCUAAUAUGCCUCCAAAGUAGCUGCAUUACAGCUUGCAUUUUUAAGCAAAAAUAAUUAGCUAGUCAUUGGAAACCAGAAGCGAGACUGUCAUGAGUUAGGUACAGCUUUUUAAAAAAUCUUGUCAGGGAGGUGUUCAGUUUUAACAUGGAGCUUAAAAAAAGGCAGAGGAGUGGGAAAGGUUGUUGUUCGGAGUUCUUGGGUAUUCUAAAUGAGCUGUAACGUCCAAAAGCAAAUGCUGAUUUGUAACAUAAGCGAUAACAUUCUAGAUCUUUACCCUCUUUAAAUGACCACCUUCAUGAGGUCCUUUUAGCCAUCAAUUAAGCUGUAUGUGUACUGCCUCCAGAAUGGAGGAAACGUAUGCGUGCUGGAGCUGCACAGAAAGUUCACAACCUGGAUUGGAAACAUUUUCCAUGCUUUUGGGACAGAAUAUUAAUAUUAGUUUUGAGCUCACUUAUGUGCCAGUAUUUUCUGCUUUGACUUUUUUCUUCACCACUCCUCUCUCUUUUGCUACUGCUGACUGUGUCUGUGCAAUGGUGCAGCCCUGAGCAAUCUGAACUUAAGUGGAGCUUCCUGAGAUUCAUUUUUCUUUCAAAUAUUUUAGAGAGCCAAAAUAUCCUGCUGGCUGGAUAUGCACUGAGCUUCUCGUGCUUCUCCACCCCCCACCACACCUAAUCCCUCCUUCCCCUUUUGUAUUUUUUCUUAAACCUCUCUCCCUUCCUGCCCACUCCUGCAAUAGGAGCAGUUUAUUACUGCUUUUUGUAUACAUUGCAGUUUUGGUGCCUCCUUUUAAACUUUCUGUAGAAAGCUGAAAAUUUAACAAGGUAUAGAACUGCCUUUCCUAAAGGCAACUGCAAUGGUUAAGGUUCUCUGUGCACACUUUAAUUGACCUUUCUUUUUCUCACUUGCUUGUGUUCAGACCUCACUCCCAUAUAGAUCUGAGAAUACUGGAUAAGUGUCGGCUCCACCAUUUGCUUCAUUAGAUCUAGUCAGUGACUGAAAAACAAGUUGCUGUAUGCAGUUCUGUAGCUGUAUUUAUCUCAGUAUUUAUUUUUGUUUUUAUUUUGAAGUGGUGCUCUUGUGGGAGAAAAUUUCUGGAAAUUUCAUGUUUUUAUUUUUACCAUAAAGCCACUAAAUAUGAAAUUUAAAAAAAUGCUAAAGCACUCUGGUCAGGCAAUUUUUCUUGUUCAGAGCUGAGAGUUUCCAGCAUGUUUGACUCCAGCAUCCAUGGUGUACUGCUUUUAGAUAUAUGCUAGUUGUAGAAUGUCACCCCUGCUUUCUGUGAGGCUGAGGAACAUAAAAGCAAGUUAUCUAAAUUCUGACUCCUGUCUGUGUGGAUGUUGGGUGAGGACAAGGUAAUGCUUGAAGAAUGUUCAAACAACUCAAUCUAGAUUCCACACAACAGCAUAUGUAAUAACGCCAUAAGUAGUUACCUUCAGGAGAGAGAUUAACUCGUUUAACCAUGAGGUAUGAUUAUAAGGAAAAAAAAAUUCAAAGUUGUAUUUUUCAUAUCAGCUGAUGUCUAGCAGUACCUCUAAAAUGUUCUUUCUUAAAAAAAAGGCUAUGCAUGACUUCUCAAACUGUUGGCUGUUUUUGUACAGGUAGGAUGAAAUUUGUUAAAAUAAAACUUACUUUGCUAA